Micropterus salmoides (largemouth bass) is the source of this 2743-nucleotide messenger RNA. RefSeq lists its product as uncharacterized. Bases 59 to 1084 code for a protein of 341 amino acids. Gene Ontology annotation, molecular function: G protein-coupled receptor activity; oxysterol binding. Gene Ontology annotation, biological process: G protein-coupled receptor signaling pathway. NCBI's taxonomy places the organism in Eukaryota, Metazoa, Chordata, Actinopteri, Centrarchiformes, Centrarchidae. Gene Ontology annotation, cellular component: membrane. The record is from RefSeq and is a predicted model, not a curated record. The transcript has 4 exons.
CAGACUCAGGAGUCUUAACAGUAAAUUGGGAACUCUUUGGAACCCUGUCUCUUGUGGGAUGGAUGUUAAAAAUAUCACCCUGGACUCAGCCGAAAACUUUCCAAACCAGAGCAGCUGUGAUGUGUUUGUCUACCAAAGAGCUGCAGUCGUCCUCUUCCCUAUUUUCUACUCUGUGGUUUUCAUCAUCAGUGCAUGCGGCAACAGCUUGGUACUCUAUGUGAUCUGCCAGAAGAAGCAGAAGUUCAACUCCACCUCAAUCUAUCUGGUCAACUUAGCACUAUCUGAUACCUUGUUCACACUGACGCUGCCUGGAAGAAUAACUUACUACAUCCGUCACUUUGACUGGCCCUUUGGUGACAUUCUCUGCAGAAUGACCACACUUCUCUUCUUUGCAAAUACCUAUGCAGGUAUUGGCUUUAUGACCUGUAUCAGUCUGGACCGAUACCUAGCCAUGGUGCAUCCACACCGGCUGCAGUGUUUACGGAGUGUUGGGGUGGUUCGCAGGGUCUCUUGCCUGGUGUGGGCUCUGGUAUCUUUGCAGACAGCUCCACUGCUGUUCCGCAGCAUGCUGCGUGAGCACCAGGAAAGACAAACCUGUAUGGAGUACUUCAACUUUGAAGGCUCCCGCUCCAUCCCUUACUUCCUACUUCUGGCCUGUGCCAUCUCCUUCUGCUGUCCGCUCAUCAUCAUAAUGGGUUGCUAUGCCAAGAUCAACCUGAAGCUAAGAGCUGCAGCCAAGCAGAACUCUGUAACUGGUCGAUCAAGGAGGAAUCACCAGGCCAACACCAUUAUUCUCCUCAUCCUCCUCACCUUCAUCAUAUGCUUCAGCCCUUACCACAUCAAUGUUAUGCAGUUUAUGUCCAGAAAGAUACACCACCAGCCAACCUGCGAGGAACUGAGAGCCUUUAAGGUGUCCUUACAGAUUACAGUUUCACUAAUGAACUUCAACUGCUGCUUGGACCCAGUCAUCUACUUCUUUGCCAUUAAGACCUACAAGAAGCAGGUGCUGAGCCUGUUUAAAGAUCUGUAUACAUCCGGUGCCUCCUCCAAAAUGACAGCUGAGAACAGCAGCAGCAACACCUGAGAGAAACCACAGCUGUGCUUACAGGAGGUAUACCCAAACCCGUUUCACAGAGAAGACCUAGUUUACUCUGUUAAACUCAAAAAGGCCUAUUUUAGUCUCUUGUGUUAAUGGUCUAUUUGGAGAUGAUAAACAAGUCUUUCAGUUAAGAUGCUGUGACAACUGUGCAUGUUCAUAUGCAGUAGAUAUGUACACUUUUCUUUUUAAAUGAUGGUAUGUCUCAUUCUUGUUGCUUUUCUUAUUAACAUGCGUGUGCCAUAGUUUCAGUAGUUGCAUACAUUAGUGUCAAAAUUAACUUGGGGUAAUCAGAAGUUUCUAUACUAGAGGGCUCUUUGUUUGAUCCUGUAUGUAUACAGUCUGAAGAAAUGUCUUAGAUAAAAUAGCUAAGCUUUUUUUCCAACAAUGUAAAAAUUAGUGGGGUCAUUAUUGCACAACAGCAACUUUCACUUCCUUUGGAUAGAGAAACACAUUUGUGAAUCAGGUCAAGUGGCAAAAAAUUUGAAUCUUGCAAAGUGUGUGAGUGGAUGUAAUUCAUUUAUUAAUGGACACAUUACGUAAUGUUUGCUCUCCUACUAUCAAAAACAUCAUUCCUAUGGUCACAGUAUUUCAUAUUUUACAAUAUGCAAGACUUUUUGGUAUGGCAAAAUGAGAACAUGUCACACAUAUCUCUUUCACAUCCACAUCUGAGUUCUGUGUAGGAGUGCGUAGAUGAAUACCCUCACCACUUCCUCACCCACCUUUCCUGCUCCCCCUCACAGGCCUCAUUCCUGCUGGGUCCCACAUCUUGUAUUGGGGUUGGCGUGUGUGUGUAUGUGUGUAUUCAAAUUUAAAUAGGUGCACGUUGUCUGUUUAUAGUGCAAAGUCCCAUGUCUAAAUUUAACCUAAAACAUUUCCUGGGUUUUUGGAAAAGCUGCACUAUGAUUUGCAUAUAAAGUAAGCUGUACAUAGAAGAAGUGUUACACUGAUUUGAAUGAUUAUUGAUGUGUUUUGAUUUUAUUUUGUAAUUGAUUUAACCUCCUCACCUUUGGUGAGAAUUAAUACUAGGUUGGGUUGCACAAUUAAGUAUUUUUGAGACAAAACGUAUAUGGUUUCUUCUAGAGAGGUUUGAUAAAUUUUGUCUCAGAUCAAAGGAGCAAGAGAGUGAAUUAAUCUAAUGAAUUAAAUGAUGAAAAGAUGAGAGAUCUACCAAAACAAUUGCAAAAGUAGGAUGUAAAAGUAGCUCCAGCUCAAUAAUAUUUUUUUAUUGCUAUUUUGACAGGUAUUUUUUUAAAGCAAUUGGCAUUCAGUGUGUUUACGUUCUGUAAUUGCUUCUCAGUAGGUCGCUAAUGUAAAUCAGGCUUGCAAACUUUAAUAAAAAGGGAGCAGUUGUUGAUAUUCACAGUAAUCACAGCACCAUUAGCAAUCAUGUUGUGGCUAACUACCUGUAUUAUUCAGUUUCACUUACACUUGACUGCAGUACCUGUAUGAAGCUGCCCUAGGUUACUUUCUGGAAAACUGUACACCUUUUGUUUAAAAUAUUAUUGUGCAAAAAACGACCUCCACAUUUUUGUAUUUUUGUUUGUUUUUUUGUACUUGUGUUGUUUAUCUGAUUCUUGAAUGUUUUAUUGUGUGACUGGAAGUAAAGUUUCCCACUUGGGAUAAUAAUAAAUGAACUGAACUGGU